Molecule: messenger RNA, 1423 nt
Organism: Corticium candelabrum
Lineage: Eukaryota; Metazoa; Porifera; Homoscleromorpha; Homosclerophorida; Plakinidae
Exons: 2
Coding region: 42-1175 (377 amino acids)
Source: RefSeq, a predicted model, not a curated record
GGGUUGUGCUCUCACAGUUCGCUGCUCCUCUAUCGACGAUAAUGCAAGCCACAGUUUUCUUGCUGUUGAUGUUCAUGUGGAUUGAUGAUAUCAAAACAGCGCAAGGUCUAGAUCCCGAUCCAGAAUCUAUCGUUCAGCCCGUCAACAUUCACAGUUCCGAUCUCGCUCAUCUGCUAAAAGAUGGUAUGAAGGCGUGGCGCUUCGACAUCGCAGCUCGCCGAUGCGGGUCGGCUCGAGUCAAUCUCAACCCGUUUUUCAUGAGUCUCGGAGACUACGUCGUUGUCUACGGUCUGGACGCAAACGGACAAGCAAUCGGAGUAGAGAGAAUCGGAGGAAAAGGAUGGCGCGGUCAAGGUGAAGUGAACAGUCGUCGUCUGUGGGCCGAACAGAUCGUCGUCGAGCUACACGCGACAUCUCCAUCUUCUCACUUUAGCUUGACGUACGUUCACUACGCUGACUGUUAUAUAGAUCAUAGUAAAGUGAGCAAACCCGACACGUAUUGCGCUCUGGCUGACUGGAAGAACAUGGCUUGUUUCUCCAGCGUUCCUAAGAUCUACGAACUCGGUCCAUCUGUCUUUAGACUGCGCGUCGUUAGAAACGGUACGGCAGGUAGUUGCACCGCGUGGAAAUCCGGUAGGGAGGGACGAUUUGUCUCGAAUAAUCAUUGUCUUCCCGAUCAGACUGUAGUAAGCACUGGCGAGCUGGACUACAAGUACGACACGACCACGUGUGACGGUCAUACCGGUUCUGCAGCCGCCGUCUAUAAUGCAGACACAUUGAUUAGUACGGAUGCUACACUCGACUUUACUGUCUUCACUGUAAAGGAAGAUCUUUCAUCGGUGAAGUGUCUAGUCCGCUCGACGACGAUGCCAACUACAAGCGAUAGAAUCCUAAUCAUUCACCAUCCAGAUGGAGACUACAAGAAGAUCUCGUUCAAGUCUACAACCGACGUUGGCGGAUUUUGCAUAAUACAAGCGACGUGUAGAAACAACCAAACGACCUGUUACAACUGUGAUACCAGUGAAGGCUCGUCGGGCUCUCCUGUGAUCUACAAAGCGUCGUCAGGCGUCCUAUCCGUCUUCGCACUUCACUUUGGCCACUACACAGGUCCGACCGAAUGUCCGAACUACGGAACCAAGAUACAGUACGUCAAAGACCUGGGAACUUGUCCGUAGUCACCGAGCAACGCUUGGGUGGCGCUACCGUGAGCAGCAGAGAAGCUAACGUUUUGUUUCGGUUAGCUAGUCUUGUCCACGUUUUUGAGUAAUAGUUACCUAGGUAAGUUACCGCAACUGCUCGAACGGUUUGGUGUUUGCUGUACCAGAUGAGAAGUGUUUUGCUGAUCGAUAGUAGUAGCUCGUUAGCAUUUUAGCGUAAUGUUGCUGUUGAAAGGUAAUAAGAUCGAACUGAGUUGCAUUGACUA